AUGGGAAACGACCGUGCAAGGCCGCUGUAUUCGAAACCAUACCGCGCUACGGCGCCUCCUCAAUCACGGUAAAUGAUCCUCAACUGGUUUAAUUUUAUGUCGCUUUCAGAUACUUAAUUGUUUGACCGGUGUUUCCGAGCGCCAUUUUCAUGAACUUGUUCCCCGACAGGGUUCUUGUCGUUCUUCAAUCCCUAACGUCGUCUGCAGGGCUUUCAAUCCCUUCAAACCAAAAAAAUAUUGUCCUCGAUUCCGCAAUCACGAUUAUUUAUUUAUUCAUUUUUUUUUUGAAAAAUCCCCAAAUCCUUUGUUCCGUUAUCAUAAUACCGAAUGAGGCAGCUCUAAGCCAUUAGACAUGUUAGACCCUGUAGUUCAACAGACAGUACUUGUGGCCCCAUAAAACCUGUUGGAAGUUAAAACCUUCGACAAAAAAACAUUUUGUUUGAAACGAGCUACAAUGGAUGAAUCCGCCCCCGUUUUUUGGAAAACGAAGUUAAGUGCUCAGCCUUUGAUGUAGAAAUGAUUUUUCAUUCUCAAGCAAAUAAAAGUGACACAGAAGGGCGAGGGUUUUUGGAACUUGGAAGUGGCCUAUCCUCGCGGUAGUUUCAGACUAACGCUUGUUUUGUGAAAUAAAGGGCUGUGAAUUCCCUUUCAUAUUUCUGAUUUGUCUUAGGCAUAGUGUACAGUUCUUGUUUUGACAAGAUUUACGUCAUAAUUGUUUGCUGUAAGGUCGCUACCGCAUCCAAAGAAGAAACAAUGAUCACUUUCACCCAUUCUCUAUUUUCCAAUUGCCCAUAAUACACUCUGUUUGCCCCCAAAAUUCUGCAUAAACCAUUGUUUUUAAAUGCUCCUGGGAGUAUUGCAUUUUCCCAAGAGCAUUUUAAGACAAUAAGUUAUGCAAAAUUUGGGAGGCAAACAGAGUGUAUUAUGGGCAAUUGGAAAAUAGUCAAUAAACUGCCAUUAUCGUCUUCAUUUUCUGUUGUCCAGAAUAAACAAACUCGACCGCGAUUUCUUGCAUCAGCAAUUUUGCCCCCUGAGAAACCACGUGACAUUGCUUUUAUCCCAUCAGCCAAUAAGGUCUAUUGGACCACAGGGCACCCACACAAUCUGUUUGUGUAGCCGAUUGUUAUUUUAUAGUAAAUGUACUGGAUUUACCGUUUGCUUCACCUAUAGCGAUAUAUCGCUAGCUAUGUAUAUAAAUCAAUGAUAAAUAAACGUUGAAUUACCUUGCCUGUGGUGUAUAGUCGUUCUUUUGCCUCAAAAGCGGUUUUUUGAGCGAUUUUGAAUGAAUUUGAAUAUAUAUGGAACAGUCAACGGCGAACUCAAAUUCAUUCAAAAUCGCUCAAAAAACCGCUUUUGAGGCAAAAGGACGACUAUAACCACAGGCAAGGUAAUUCAACGUUUAUUUAUCAUUGAUUUAUAUACAUAGUUAGCGAUAUAUCGCUAUAGGUGAAGCAAACGGUAAAUCCAGUACAUUUACUAUAAAAUAACAAUCGGCUACACAAACAGAUUGUGUGGGCGCCCUGUGAUUGGACACCCUGAUCAUACGCCGUUUCCACUGGUGUACUAGUAGAGAUUAUUUACCUGUGGCUUUGUCCGUAAGUGCGGCUACACCUUUGCUUACUCCUACGAUACCAGUAGGCAGACUGCACGUACUCUUUACAGGCUGUUGCGACCACUGUAGUAACCGGAGCCACCUAUUGUAGACAAACGGCCCCGGUUACAGAAGUCGCACUGUAAGUUAAAAGAUGAGAAUUCUACCGGCUCGCUGCUGAGUAUUGCAAUGAGACAUGCAGUCUUCAACCUUAUUAGCUAGCGAUAAAUACUAUACUGGGUAACCACUGAUCUACACCUCUCACUAAGGAAUUAAGACGGAAUCCACCAGGAAAUUGAGUAAUUUUUUAAAUUUUCAGUUGACAAAAACCUUGUACCAGAAUAAUUUAAAGAAUAUUGCAUUCUUUUUUACAUUUUUCUAGGGCUACAGAUGUAAUUAUUUUAGUAAUCUGUAAUGACACCAAAGAAAAUUUCUUAUGAGUGCCCCAGAAAAUGCAUAUGAAUAUCAAAUUUCACAAAAUUACACCUUACACAUGAAAUUUUCAGAAUUCUACCCGUGUUUUCACAAUUCUUGUGAAAUUUGACAUUCAUUUUCUCCGACUCCCAUGAGAAAUUUUCGUUGGUGUUACUACAGAUGACUAAUUACAUCUUUAGCCCUUGAAAAAUGUAAAAAAAGAAUGCAAUAUGCUUUAAAUUAUUCUGGUACAAGGUUUUUGUACACUCAAAAUUAAAAUUACUCAGUUUCCUGGUGAAUUCCGUUUUAAUAUUGAAUAUGUUUCCCCUCAGGUGUCUUCCCAUACUUAAUACAGAAUUUGGAACCAGGAUUAUAUUAUGCCUCCCGUUGGGAACUGAUAUGAAGCAUUUUUAAUGCGCUUUCAAUUCCCCAGGUGUUUGAUUGGGUGAUCUGGAUUUAGAUUUGAAUGCCAGGAAAAAUAUCCUUGGAUUUCCUUUCUUUCCGUUUUAUUGGGAAAUCCGAAAAAGGAUCUCAAACUGGGCUCUUCUCAAGACCUGCAGUUUCGCACGCCCCCACGUAAUUAGUGGAAAAAAAGGGCCAGACAAACUCGGAUUUAAAAACUAUGAAACGGUAAAGAAGAAAAAACCCAUCAAAUCUGGAUUAAGAUUUCUUUAUUGAAAUCCAUCCGAAAUCUGUUUUCAGAUUUUGCGUUUUAUUGCACAAUCCGCAAUCCGUUCUUUAAAUUAAUCCAGACUUGCUAAUCGGCAUUAUACUUUACUUCUCUCAGGAAAGAGCCAGUGGAAGAUUUUGAAGUACUGGCGUAUGUUUUCAAACCAUUGCUUUUUGGGCGAUCGAUUAUGUAGUGCUGCAUGUGUCUUAUCCGCUGUUUUAUUUGUUUUGUUUUUGUUGUUAUUGUUUUGAUUGCAUCGAACGAGCAACAAUUAUGGAUGUUAUUACAAUUAUGUCUAUAUUUUGCUUGAAACAUCAUCUGAAAAUAAUUCGAAAAAGUUAUAAAAUAUCUGUAUAAAGACAAACGUACGGAAAGUAAUUUUAAAACCUGAAACAAAAAGUGAUGUUUGAGAGGACCUAACGCAGCUAUUAAAUUAUACGUAACUAAGUUCUUUUUGGCCGGACCACCAGACCUGUUACCACAUGAUCACAUGAUCAUACCACAAGCAUGGGGAGCAAGGGUGGCGCAGUGGUGAGAGCGCUCUCCUCCCACCAAUGUGGCCCGUGUUCAAAUCCUGGCGUCGACGCCAUAUGUGGGUUGAGUUUGUUGUUGGUUCUCUCCCUUGCUCCGAGAGGUUUUUCUCUGGGUAGUGUAUGUCCGGUUUUCCCCUCUCCUCAAAAACCAGCACUUCCAAAUUCCAAUUCGAUCAGGAAUCGGAUAGACGAAGAACCACUUUGUGGAUGUGCUACCUCCAAAUCAUUAUUAUUAUUAUUAUUAUUAUUAUUAUUAUCAUUAUUAUUAUUAUUAUUAUUAUUACAAGCAAUACCUCGUCCCAUGGUAAGUAAGGCUCUUCUCAGCGUAUACAGCGUAAUAGGCAAAGCAAAGUGCGUCCAACGGGUACGUGUAUCCCUCCCAAGAAACUAAGCAAGAACCUACGCCCUGAGUAGCCUGCGAACACAGAUGUAUUUACAGGAUACUCCCGGAGACGACAGUUAAAAACCCUCUCUAAAUUUGUUAUGACGACUGAAACACCCCAGGAGAUGAAGCCUGGGCAUGAGUCAUGCGUUCGCACCGCAUUGGUGGAUUCAGAAUAACCUUGGUAACUGGUGUGACGUUCUUGUGAGAUGAUAACACAAACUUAACGAGCAUCCUGGCUUAUUCACCCAUCAAAGCACUAGGAGUCUGGUUGCGUACGCUCGGGUUUAUUGGCGGGGUUUUUACAAUUUGGAUGCUAAGAACUUCGGUAACUAACGACCAAACCUGAAGAGUUCAUUCUACAACACAAAGGCAACCGUUUUUGGAAUAAAGGUUAGUAAUUGCCAACUUUUCUGCAACAGGAGGGCUUUAAAAGACUGUGCGUGAUAUUGACUGAAAUAGCUAGGCUGAAGUGUACCAGUCAUAGAAAGUAAUCUCGACCUAACGUUUUCGUGAUUUCUAAAGUAGGAAUUGAUUUAACUAAUCCAAGUUAUAUGCCAGCAACAUGUGAAUCCGGUAGCACAGUAGGACUGGAUAUAAGUUUAACGGUGCGAUGCGGUUCGAAUUCUCAAGGCAUUCAAAAGAAAGCGAUUUUUAGCACAAAUUCCACAUUACAUUCUUUUCUCAUAGUUCCUGCUUAAAUCACUGCAACGGUACAUGUGGUUAUGUAUAAGAAAGUUCCAAUCUUACAAGAUUUUCUGAUUUUUUUUUAUUGCUCCAUGAUCUUUUGGCCAACUUGAUUAAAUCACGAAUUUCGGUUUCGGUCAAGUUAGAAAAAAAGUUAGUUUUGUUCUUUGUUCUUUUCACAUCUUAUUUAUUAUGGUGUUAGCUCAGAAUGUUACUUGUUUUUUAUGCUUUGACUAAAGAUUUGUGUGUCCGCGUGUCUUGGUAAAAGUUUUCCAGAUGUGUCUAAGAGAUAGAUUUUUAUCUGUAGACGAAAAAAGCCUACUGCGUUUUUACAAAUUAUAGAAAACUCUCAAAUUCUUUGUUGUAUAGAAUAUUUUACUGUAAUGUGCUAAUGAUCCCAGGAAAAAGCACUGUAAAAGAAAUUUCAUUUUAAUGGUAAAACCACUGGUUUUGUUCAUAGACUCAAGUGGUAGAACAACAUCACAUCGUCCCGUAAGAGUAAAAGAGUUAAUGGAAGGAAGCAAAUUACAGUCAAUUUAAAUUUCAAUGGGAAAACUACGCAAAACUAAAUCGAAUCCGUUAUGAUGCAAAACAGCUAUGAUCUGUGAUGGACAAAUAUCUUUUGAACCGAGUUAAUGGAUCACAACAGCGUUUAUAAUCGACAAGGAAGCUUUUGUCUUUGAAUUAAAGCAUACUUCUAUCUAAGCAGUUUCAAUUUGCAGCUGUUUUAAAGGAAGGCCUCGAUCGUUGUACGUCAAUAUAUUUAAAAAUACUUUACAGAAAGUGCGCUCUUUAUAUGGUACGUUGAUGUGUCUGAGUAAUUUGUUAACAAUGAUUGAAUUUUGCUAUGCAGAUCUUUUAGGAUGUUUUCCACCAAGGCCGAAUAGCGUCUGAGAGGGGCAUACUUCCUCACAUCAUACUAAAGUCUAAUUCACUAAUAAUUAUUUUACUAUCCAUUCAAAAUACUUCUUAGUUGUUAACCACCUCAGCGCCUCGUAUAAGAAUUUCUUCUAACAUUUGCCUGUUUCUCGACACUGUUUCAGGAUAUAAACAGCAUUUUUCAUGCAGAUACACCUUAAAAAGUAGAUGAAAUCUAUCGAGCAAUAUUUUUUUGCUUAUUAUUGCUUUUCGACCGUUCAGUUUCAGUCUAAAAUUCGGCUAUUCGGCUAUUUCUUUAUUUUCACUCCGGGAUGCCGGGUUCUAAAUCUCUGCUCAACUAAAGCGAUUGUUGCCUGAAAACGAGGCUGCUAGAUGUGACCCCUUUGAAUCGAUGGGUUAUUGCACACAUUUUCCAAAUAUGGUAAACGCCUGGUGGUAAAAGAGAAUUAGCUGGGGAAUUGGAACCAAUCAGAAAGAGCGAAAUAUUUUGAAUGAAUAAUAAUUAAACAGAUGGGUUUUUUCCAACAGAUGUUCCUCAAAAAGUAGAUUACAUCUAUCAAGCAAUUUCUGUUGUGUAUUCUUGCAUUUUUUUCGUCCAGUUUUAGACAGAAAUUAGACAAAUUCUGCUUGAGGACGAAACUUAAACAGCAAGGUCACGAAAUUUGUACAUUCAUUAUAACUGGGCUUUUUUUACUUUCUUAGCCGGAAAUGAAUAAGGUAAAGCGUGUUUGUGUGAUUGGUGCAGGACCCAGUGGAAUGUCCGCUUUGUAUCAAUUCAAGCAAUUGGAAAUGAAGGGACAGGAAAUUCCAGAGAUAGUGUGCUUUGAAAAACAGUCUGAUUGGGGUGGUCUCUGGAAAUAUUCAUGGCGUACAGGUAAGGUUGCCAUCGCGUUUUGUCGAGAUUUACGUUGGCUAAAACUUUCGUUUGCCCAGGGUGCCUGUAGAGACUUUUCUUUCAUAUGAAAAAAUACAUUAUAGUCUUAAAGUUUCAAGUUUUAGUCCUGUUGCUUUCGAUUCUACCGCAUAGUCUUUAUACACGGUUUCUGUUCAUUCGGUCAAGUCCUUCUAUCCAAUAAUCUGCGCGAAAGGUGUUUUCUUCCGGCUACGCCUCUCGUAGUUUCGGACUUUGGCGGACGUUCUGUCGGGCAAUACCAAAGCCGUCCCGCCGCACGCGAGUAAAAAGCCUCCAGUACCCAGAGAAUGUUCCUUCAACACUUUCUGAAAACGCCGUCUCUUAAAAUGACAUCACAAUGAAAGAGUAGUCAAGACUGAAUGGCUUAGCUUGUUGGAAUCGAGUAACAAGCAGUACAGAUUAAGGCGCAAUAUAUCGUCUCCGCAUCUCUUUUGUUAUCGCAAACCUUAGGACAGACAUAGUUCCACAUUUUCACUUAUCUAUUAUUUGAAUUUGUUUCUGUUCCCAGUUCCUUUUUUCGAUAUUAAGUUAUAGCGCACCCAUUCACUUUCUUGUCAAUUUUACUGAUGAACUGUUUGUUUUACCUUUGUCCUUUUUCCUUGACGGGUGUUAUUUAGAUAUUUAGGCAAAGACCGCUUAUAAUAAACGGGCCCUCGCCUCACAUGCAUUAGCUAACUUCAAAAGACCCUGGUUAGUACGACCAGGAGUUGGCUCGGUAUCCAUCGCAUCCCACCGUUUUAUUUGAAAAGACUCUAGUGUUCAUGUGCAAGAAGGUUUCUCGGUUUUCGUGACAUCAAUUUGAUGCCGGUUUAGAAGGAAAUUGGUGCAUUCGAACAGGUUGCAGUGGUUAGGUUCCUGUGAUGAAAACGCGGCAAAUUAAAAAAGUGAACUGGGAUGGUCGCAGUUCGGGUAAUUGCAAAUAAACCCGAAAACAAUUUCGGGUUGUCAAAGGGAUUCGAACCCAUGGCCCCUGCGUUAGCGCUGCAGUGCUCUACCAAUUUAGCUAUGAAGACCCAUACAUUGGGAGCAGGCCAGUUUGCAUCCUCGGAGACCCAGGAGCAGUUAAUCGGGUCGAUAACAAACAUUUUAUCGACCCGACUAACUGCCCCUGGGUCUCCGAGGAUGGCCAAUUUGUCGAGUUCAUCUUAACCCGUGAAUGAAAUGAAAUAAUGAAGAUGACGUAAAACAAUAAAGUAUAUUCAGGCAACAAUUAACAACAAAACUCUAACGUUUCUGUUCAAGGACUUUAUAGAACUACUUUAUGGAAGUCAAAACAUUUCUCGGGGAAAAUUAAUGAGCAAGAACUAAUAAAUCAUUACCGCAAAGUUACAGUGCGACUACUCGAACCGGGGCACUUGGAGAAAAAUUAUCCAAUCACAUCGUUUUUUGAAAAUAAAAGAUUCUCAAGCUUUUUUGCAAAAGGACCGGUAAAAUUCAAGGUUCAAUUAUGCCACCCACCUUCGAAAACUUUUUAAAGCUUUAAGAUCAAACGGUUUAAAAACCAUUUGAUCUUACCUGAGCUCUCAGAAAAAGCGAGUUCAAUUACUGUGAGGACGGAAGUUUUCAUCAGUAAGUAUAUUCAAACCCUGUCCGUCAAAUUGUCAACAUUUACCGGUUCUUUCAGCCUAGUCCCUAGGUGUUUUCGGCUCGGUCAAUCCUGGACUCUACCAUUUUUCCUGGGAUAGUGACGUCACCGCAGAAAAUAUCCCACCGCGAAAAGGCGCCCGCUCUUUCCCAGAAUUCGCGCGGACAACGGGGCAAAUAAACAAUGAUUAAUAACUUUCAAAUUGCGGUUUUAAUUUACAAGGAGAAUGACAGACGAAUUAAUACUUUGCUGGUCAUGACCAAUUUAAUUUACGCUCAUGAUAUAAAUUUUCACGCGAUGCCGCUUUACUAUCCCUGAGGACAAAUGGGGGACUACUCGUAGUCUAGAUAUAAAUGCGAUGCCGAAUUUUAAACCGGCAAUUAACUUAAUAAAACUCUUACAAGUGUAAUUUACAAGUGUAGCUAUUGUUUCGGACCCCGAAACAAUGGCUACACUUGUAAAUUACACUUGUAAAAGAAUUACUAAAUUGACCCCAGUUAAUUCCAUGUUGGUACUUAAUUUCGCGAUUUUGGCGAGAUGAGACAGUAUUUCGCACGGGAUGUUGGCGAUUUUGAAUAGGAACAUAUGAAAAAGGGGCAUUGAAUUUCGCGAGGACUUUUCUCCGCGGGUCUUUAUUUUUCCGAUUUUUUUUAUAUUAAUCACUCGCGAAAUUAAGUACCACUAAGGUAUAUGAAAAUUAUGAAAAGAUGUUUCUUAAGCAACUGAAUGGUAUGCGUUCCCCUCAAACGGGGGACAAACCGAUGACUUUCUUAUAAAUGAGUGGACGUCUAUAACACAGCCUUAUACUAGAAGCAAGAAGGCAUUUAUCAUGGCAAUUUGUAAUUCUGUGCCUACGUCAAAUACCUGUCUUAGUCUUCUUCCUUAAGGAAAUUAUCGAUUGACUUUAAUUUUUUGUCAGAUACCGAUGAAUACGGAGAACCUGUGCAUGGAAGCAUGUACCAGGGUCUGUGGACAAAUGCUCCAAAGGAAUGUUAUGAAUUUCCAGACUAUACUUUUGAGGAUCAUUUUGGAAAAGCUAUUCCAUCGUAUCCACCAAGGGAGGUUUUUUACGAUUACCUGACAGGUAAGAAUGUGCUUGAAAAUUAAUCCUAUUUGGGCGGGUGAAACUUAGCCAGUGCUAGGAUGAAGUUUAGUAGACCUCGGUGUUGCUGAUGACCUCUCUCUUUCGGCCCAAACGUAAAAACGCUUGGUCACCUCGGUAUCUGAAAACCUAGUCAACAAAAUCACCUCCUUUACACAAUCAGAUUCUAGGGGGUGGAGGGAGGGGAUUAAAAAACCUAAGGUCAACAUAAAAGGGAAGUACCGUUGACCUUCUGUCUUCUUUACCUAUUUGUGUAAAAAAAGUGGGUACCUGUGACUUAAAACGGGCAACAAAAAAGGAGCAGCUUGUUUUGCAACAUUGCUGCAAAACGAGUUGAAUAGCGAUGUUGCGCUUUUUACCCACGUUCGGACCUGCCUAGUAAUAAACAAAUAAUUGCAAGGAUUUUUUUCCGGGGUGGUUAAACGCGUAAAAUCGCAAAUCAACUCGUAAAACAAGUUGCACUUUUUUUGUUGGCCGUUUUACCGUACCUUUAGGUCGUUCAAGUAUAUGCAUGGGGCAGUAAUACUGAUGCAGCUGUUGUGGAGCUGUUGUGGACGUGAGAAUCUGACCUAACCUUAACCUCUUCCAGUAGUCACUCUCCCACGCAUCUUAGCUGUUCUAAUGUGCUCUAAUCUCUUUGUAAUUUAUCUGCCCAAAAGGAAAACUAUUCGGACGUACAACUGAAAUGGUUGUGGCUCAGAGUUAUGGUGUGUUUAUUACAGGAAGUUUGCGUCCACAUUGCUGAUAUUGAAUUUUUAAUUUAUUCAUUAUUUUACUUAAAAUUUUAGCAAACGUUUUCUUUCCCAGGUCGGUGGUCUAACAGCAAUCUUCGUCCUUGGAUUCACUUCAGCCAUGUUGUUCGUCAUGUUACCUACAACGAUUCUACCGACGACUUCACUGUAGUCGUCAAAAACCUUUCAGAAGACAAGCUCCUUCCAGCUGAGAGAUUUGACUACGUCAUUGUAGCAACUGGGCAUUACUCCACUCCCAACAUCCCUUUCUUCACUGGAAUUGAGAGGUUCCCUGGUCGAGUUAUUCACUCACACAGCUUCAGAAAUGCCUCUCACUUCAAAGGCAAAAGAGUUCUUGUCAUUGGUUCCAGCUACUCAGCAGAAGACAUCGCUCUCCAGUGUCUUAAGUACGGCGCUGAAAAUAUCAUCUGCUGUUGGCGAACGCUACCGAUGGGAUUCAAAUGGCCCCCACAGAUAACAGAAAAGCCACUGCUCACCAAGCUGGAAGGAAGCACAGUCCAUUUUAAGGAUGGUAGCACGGCAGAGGUUGAUGACAUCAUACUCUGCACAGGCUACCACUACUUCUUUCCUUUUUUGGAAGACCGUCUGCGCCUGAAAUCCCGCAAUGUUUGGUACCCUGAGGGACUUUACAAGUCGAUUCUCUGGACCCGGGGUGGAAAUAACAAGGUUCUGUACAUAGGGAUACUGAAUCAAAUAUACAGUUUCACCAUGUUUGAUGUUCAAGCAAAGUGGGUGGUGAAUUAUAUCAUGGGGGAACUAAAACUUCCCGAUAAUCAAAAAAUGGAAAGUGAUAGCAGGAAGUGGAUUACCAGGUACUUAUUCGAUUUAGGUGACUCACUA
Molecule: messenger RNA, 10348 nt
Organism: Porites lobata
Lineage: Eukaryota; Metazoa; Cnidaria; Anthozoa; Scleractinia; Poritidae
Source: the annotation of a GenBank genome assembly